Molecule: messenger RNA, 606 nt
Organism: Ophidiomyces ophidiicola
Lineage: Eukaryota; Fungi; Ascomycota; Eurotiomycetes; Onygenales; Onygenaceae
Gene: wos2
Product: p23 chaperone protein wos2
Exons: 4
Coding region: 1-606 (201 amino acids)
Biological process (GO): chaperone-mediated protein complex assembly; protein folding
Cellular component (GO): cytosol; nucleus
Molecular function (GO): Hsp90 protein binding; protein-folding chaperone binding
Source: RefSeq, a predicted model, not a curated record
AUGGCAAACACCCAGGUUCCAGAAGUUCUUUGGGCUCAGCGUUCCUCCAGCACCGAGGCCGCCAAAAAUAUUGUCUAUCUCUCGCUUUCUGUUUCCGAUGUCCCUCAAUCGUCAGCGAAGUUAAACCUUACUGCAACGACUGUAUCGUUCAGCGGCCAUUCCUCAACAAAAAACAUAGACUAUAAGGUCGACAUGGAAUUGUAUGGUGAGAUCGAUGUUGAGAACUCGAAAACACACCACUCAGCCCGUGGUGUGGAUAUGAUUCUUCGCAAGAAAGAGCAUAAGGAAGAGUAUUGGCCACGCCUUUUAAAGGAGAGCAAGAAGGUCCAUUUCGUCAAAACAGACUUCGACAAGUGGGUUGAUGAAGAUGAGCAGGAUGAGGCUCCAGAAGAGGAUUUCAGCAUGCCAGGUGGCUUCGGAGGAGAUGGUGGUUUAGGCGGUAUCGAUUUUUCUAAAUUGGGUGGUGGCCAGAAUAUUGCUGAGCUUGCUGGUGAUGCCGCUGCUGGCGAUGAUGGCUCGGAUGAGGACGAUGACAUGCCCGAGUUGGAAGACGAGAAAACGCCUGGACAAGCGUCUGCCACGCCGAAGAUCGAGGAACUGAAAUAA